GUGCCUUUGCAGACACGCAUCCCGCAUGCCACACUCAUCGGUGACCACAAGGCUCUGAAUAAAAUAUCAUAAGAUGCCCAACCUCCGCUCACAAUGAGUUCUCGCCAAGGAAGUGAACUCGAGCGCAAUGGACGACAACUUUCUCGAAUCGAUUUGGGCCCCAACGGGCCCAGCCUCGUCACAUGACAUACUUGAUGAACAGGAAGACGCGAGCUCGACGAUGAUACCUGGGUUGGGAAAGAAGACAGAGACGAAUGCGAGGCGGAAGAUGUAUCCGAAGGAGCAGUGGCUUGCGCUGAAGCCACUCAUCUACCGCCUCUACAUCACUGAGAACCAGACCUUCACCAAAGUUGCUCAGCAUUUGCAGGAGCAUCAUAGGUUUAAUCCCACGAAGAAGCAAUUCCUGAGAAGAGCAAAGGAGUGGGGCUUUGAGAAGAAUGUUAAGAAGGAAGAGAGGAGGGCCAUUCUUGAGACGGUUGACGGAGAGGGACAGCUUGAGGAGAGGAUGUUGAGAGGACGGAGGUUGGAUAAGGCGAAGCUUGAAAGGUGGAGGAAGAGGGAGGGGAUCGUUGGCGGCGGAUCCCAGAACGGACCUGCAGACACUUCAAAAAUGGGAGAAGAAACCUCUAGCAUCAACGAAGAUGGUCAAUCAGUACCGCCGAAGAUGGAUAUUUGUAACGACGACGGUACUGUGGAAGAGAUACCACGUUGUGGAAACCAGCUACGAUCGAUACCCAUGAACCUGGGACAGACAUUCGAUCCUUGGCUUGCAGUCGACGUCGUUGGAUCCCCUCGAUUGACUGGAUUGAUUGGAGCCCUGACCUUGGAACUGUGUGGUGGUUUUGCAGACCUCGACCUGUCUGCACCGUACUCUGGGGAGGACGAGGACAAAUGCGACUUGCUGGAUACAGACGAAGGUGACGGUAUUGCAGUAUCAUGUACAACCCGGGCUCCACAGACAUCACCCACAACAACCCGUCCCGGAUUCUCCUUCCAUAUUCCUGCUCUCUCCACGCAGUUUUCAACGGGGUGCCACCCUCGAAUGCUAGGUCCCCUCGACGAACUCUGCCCCUUUCCAAAAGUGGGGCAAAGACGGAGACUUUCUAGACAUCCGAGAAGUGAUCACCUGGUUGAUGAGUUCUCCUUGGAGGUGGAGGAACUCAGGUGUCGAAUGAAGCUCAAAGAGCUGAACAACAUGACACCAUCAAGGAUUGCUGACUUGGUUGAAAGUAUGCGAAGCGUAGCACAGAGGCAUUACGAGCUUGACCAUUAUCGACUGGCAGAAAGCUGGUGGCGUCGUGUGAUUACUUGUUCUUUGGCGAUACCAGGAUAUCAACCGGCCAAACUUUUAUAUGCUUGCCUGUGGGUUGUCGAAAACCUUCUGUGCCAAGGGAGGGUUUUCAAAGCUCUGAGCCUCCAUCGGGAUUUGCACCAGAAGAUAACGAAGCUUGUGGGCCCAGAGCACGAACUCGCCAUAUUUUCGAAAAGCCUUUUAGCCAACUUGCACAACAAUAUUGGAGAAAACCAGUCAGAUCUAGUCAUUAGCCGAGAAAUUCUUCAAACUUGCCUCCUUCGAUAUGGCGUAAGGGACAUAUUGACAGUGGGCACCAUGGUAUCGCUAGGGCAGGUUUUGAUCGUUGUCGGCCAGCUUAAGGAAGCCGAUGCGAUUCUCCGUACCCUAGUGGAGCUCGAGUGUGAGAUCCUUGCUAAUGCAGAACGAGAUGUCAUAGAGACCCAAAGGGCGCUGGACGGAAUGACUGCCCUGGCAUGGUCCUUGCGGGCGCAGGGAAGAUUCGACGAUAGCGGAAACGUGUUGCAUCUUGCCGAAGGACAAUUCGCGCAUACGUUACUGAUAGAGAAACUUUGGUGUUGGCAUUUCUACGUGGAAACGGUCCACGUCUUGAGAGCCAAGGGACAGUUACUUGAAAGCGAAGAAAUGAUUCGAGCUAUCUUGAGGCAGGCCCCUAGCCAUCCAGACUGGGAGAUUAUGAAUUCGAUGGAGCUACUUGCAGAUCUUCUAAGGCAAACGGGACGGAGAACAGAAGAAGCAAAGUGGAGGCAGAAUAUUUUCCUGAUGGGAAUUGAACUCUACGGGAUUGACAACAGAUAUUCCAGGUGGGACUGCGAGGAUCUGGGGUUUUGCUAUGCGGAUCUGGGGCGUUAUGAUGACGCGGUACAUCAUUUCCAGCAAACGAUUGAGAAGCUCGCUCUUCGCCAGGAUGGUGAUUCUGAUGACCGCGCUAGCUACAUCAAGAAGAUUCGGGAAUGGAUUUGUUUGGUUGAAGAGAGGAGAAAGGAGGAUGAGGGAUGGGAGACGCAAUCGAGUCUUGAUGAGGGAUGGGAGACGCAAUCGAUUCUUGAUGAGGACGCACAUGAAAACUUAACUGAUGUCCCACUAGCCGUGGAUUUCAGCUGAGUGCUUCGAAUCUGGGCUGAUCCGAACCUCAGUACUUCCCCGGCUCAAAUGAAUUCCUGCAACAAGCACCUUUCAUCUGGGCCAAAUCGAAGUCACUUCAGCACCAUGAAGCCUAAAAUUUGUAGCUUUGUUUGCAUUUAGCGCGCUAUAAUCUCAAACGGUUGACCUCCAACCGUCACGUCACACAGACCCCACGCUCGCAUCGCAAUCCAGUAACAAGCCGAGUCGAAACCCCUCUAAGACACACCAUCGCAAAACCCAAUGCCAAUCACCCGCUCCCGUAACCCGAAAUAAACAA
Molecule: messenger RNA, 2714 nt
Organism: Hyaloscypha bicolor E
Lineage: Eukaryota; Fungi; Ascomycota; Leotiomycetes; Helotiales; Hyaloscyphaceae
Exons: 3
Coding region: 128-2416 (762 amino acids)
Molecular function (GO): protein binding
Source: RefSeq, a predicted model, not a curated record